This is a messenger RNA of Trichomonas vaginalis G3, 399 nucleotides long. RefSeq lists its product as uncharacterized. The transcript has a single exon. Lineage: Eukaryota; Parabasalia; Trichomonadida; Trichomonadidae. The record is from RefSeq and is a predicted model, not a curated record. The coding region runs from base 1 to 399 and encodes 132 amino acids.
AUGAUCAAUAAUUCAGGUGUUGCCGCAUCGGAAAAUAAUCAAAAUAGUCCAAAAGCAGGUGAGGAGGAGCUUAAGCCAAUAGCAAGCUUAUCAUUUCCAUUUAAAACAUUUGAAUAUCACACUGUCCGAGAAAUUUUGAUUCCAUUUGACAAAAAAUUAUGUAAUAAUGCAAAAUUUAUGACUCCUUUAGAAGCUAUGAUGUAUAUUCGUGACCACUGUCAUCGCAAUGGUAUUAAUUUCAAGAGAUCAAUUGCGUUAAAAUUCGCGAAUCUCUGCCAAGUUUAUGAUCAAGUGCAUGGAUCAUACAUAUGUAUGGAUAGUUUAUCACACACAGUUCUAAAUCAAGCUUUUACAAAAGUUUCACGAUUAGCAUCGACAAAAGUAUUAAAAUAUCUUUAA